Molecule: messenger RNA, 588 nt
Organism: Pleurotus ostreatus (oyster mushroom)
Lineage: Eukaryota; Fungi; Basidiomycota; Agaricomycetes; Agaricales; Pleurotaceae
Exons: 3
Coding region: 1-588 (195 amino acids)
Biological process (GO): phosphorylation; phosphorelay signal transduction system
Cellular component (GO): nucleus; cytoplasm
Molecular function (GO): protein histidine kinase binding; histidine phosphotransfer kinase activity
Source: RefSeq, a predicted model, not a curated record
AUGGAAUCUACGCAGAAACGGCGGAAUUCCUCUCCUCCUGUGAAAAGCUUUCCUCCAUCCGAAGUGAAACCAUUGCCCGUAGAUAUCGUCGAUCCGCCUUCACCUGCCCCAGCGAAGGAGUCAGAGUCUCCGGUAGAUGAGGAUGAUCUCGCUGACGAUGAGACAGACGACGGCGACGACAAGAUUCCAUCAGACAUCAUCGAUAAGGAGAUAUUCAAUCAAAUCCUCGAUCUCGACGAUGGGGACACGAAAGAGUUUUCGUUUGAAAUGACUGCUGCAUAUCUGGUCCAGGCGAAGGAGACGUUCACGAAUAUGGAUCGCGCACUAUUGGCAAAGGAUUUGCAUGAGCUAUCGCGACUGGGCCAUUAUUUGAAAGGCUCCUCCGCCGCCAUCGGAAUCAAGAAGGUGCAGGCAUCCUGCGAGAAGAUACAGCACUGCGGGGACGACGCGUUGGGAGAAGGCAAGCUUGUCCAGGCUGAAGCCCUGCAGAAAAUCACGCAAAUGGUCAGCCAGGCGAAGAAGGACAACGAGAAGGCCGAGGAGUGGCUUCAUAUCUACUACAAGGACGAAAUGGAGGCCGCCUCAUGA